AUGAGUAUGAACAAGCUUCUUGCCGCUACUACUCUUGUAGUUAUCGCCGCCGCAGCCAGCACCCCAAAAUGCGCUGCAUUUCCGCCAUCUAUGAUCGAGUACUCAUCUGGCUUCAAGCAGCCAAAGCCGCCUUUGGUACAGCCUGAGUUCACAGCAAACUUUGUGCAACACAAAUGGGAUGAAACGCUCUCUCACAUCAUGACUGGAUACAUCGAUAAUUCCCCCGCCAAGGGCAUGGUCCGCGUAAAUGAAGCAUACGAUGAUGCCCCAGCUUCGUCGGUGUUUAAUUAUGCAAACGUGACUGGCGAUGGUCUGGUUGACAACGUCCUGACCAUCUAUAAUGGAACAACGCCCUAUGUCUGGCAAGGCUACGUUAAUUCCAAUUAUCCCAUUUUCGAACAAGACUUCCUUGCCAAGGCCGAUGCAGUUUUCGGAGGGCUUGUUACCAGGCAGUUCAACGGUGAUGUGGCCUCUUGGGACAUCAUGUAUCAAGGUGUUAUUCCGGUGACCGUUUACGUGAACAAUUGCAAUGUCAUUGUGGGGUAUGACUAUUUCUCGCCCGGUAGGCGUACCCGAGUCGUGACCGAUUUCUUCAACAUUCAGCUUAACAUCGCGAACUGA
This is a messenger RNA of Trichoderma gamsii, 621 nucleotides long. RefSeq lists its product as hypothetical. The transcript has 3 exons. The coding region runs from base 1 to 621 and encodes 206 amino acids. Lineage: Eukaryota; Fungi; Ascomycota; Sordariomycetes; Hypocreales; Hypocreaceae. The record is from RefSeq and is a predicted model, not a curated record.